Messenger RNA from Sipha flava (yellow sugarcane aphid), 698 nucleotides. RefSeq names its product very low-density lipoprotein receptor-like. Gene Ontology annotation, molecular function: protein binding. The record is from RefSeq and is a predicted model, not a curated record. The transcript has 4 exons. Gene Ontology annotation, cellular component: plasma membrane. Lineage: Eukaryota; Metazoa; Arthropoda; Insecta; Hemiptera; Aphididae. Bases 80 to 538 code for a protein of 152 amino acids.
UGCUAAGUUACUUAUACUACCAUAGUUAUAUUUUUGUCUUAACAGUUCAUGAAUUUACUUAAUACGUAUUUAGAUAAAAAUGCAAGUAUUAUACUUUUUAUGUAUAUUAUUAACAGUACCUUUUAUUACAGCGUUCAUUCCAUUUGAUCCAAGUCUAGCAUGUGACGAUGAAGAAUUCAUGUGUCAAACUGGUGGCUGUAUUCCGCACAAUUAUGUGUGUAAUGGAAUAAAUGAUUGUCCCAACAGUGAAGACGAAAACUUAAAAAUGUGUGAAAGCCAUACUUGUUUUCACAAAGAAUUCCGAUGCAACACUGGUAGAUGCAUUCCGAAUAUUUGGUUAUGUGAUGAAACGAGACAUUGUCCAAAUGGAGAAGAUGAAAGUAUAAACAUGUGUCAAAGCCGAUUAUGUUCUAUUAAAGAAUUCAGAUGUAUCACUGGUAGAUGCAUUCCAGACUAUUGGUUAUGCGAUAACACUAAAAACUGUCCUUACGGCGAAGAUGAAAACGUUGAACUUUGUGGAAAUCGUUUACUGUUCUGAAUUGUUAAACCAUUAUAUAAUUAAAUUUUAAUUUAUCAAUAUAUAAGUAUAUCUUGUAUUAUGUAUUAAAUUAUUUUGUGAAAAUAUUCUUAGAUUAUUUGAAUUGUUUCAUGCUACAGGAAUUAUAGUAUACUUGAUAAUAAAUUAACCAAAACAUUCA